CUCGGUCUCCCUACGCAGCCGAGUCCCGGCGGCGCGUGGGCGCGUCUGUCGGUUUCCGGGAGGCCGUGGAAGACGCUCGCUGACGCAAUUUCUGAGCGUCCCAAUCCCGGGCCCCGGGGGGCGGGCUCUGCGGAUUUGAAAUCCAGCGCUGCUACGGGAAUCAGGGUUUCUCUGGGUUCCUGUUGAAGUUCUGCCUGGAAACUUGUGUUGAUUGAAUUUUCUAUAAAAAGUAUUUUGUUGCCACUGUCUUAUCAAGAUGAUUGCAACAUCUUUGAAACAUUCAGGAAUUCAUUUGUCUUCUCCAAGAAGUAUGCCUAUAGAUGCAGUCUUUAUUGACAGCAUCCCUUCAGGCACACUUACUCCUAUAAAAGAUUUGGUGAAAUAUCAGAAGUCCUCUCUGAAGUUGAAUGACUAUCAAAAGAAUCCGUUAUUAGAAAUGGCAACUUCUAACAAUAAAAACAUAUUUCAAUCCACCAUGCUCUCAGAGGCUGCCCCUUCAAACAGGGAUCUUGAUAUCAGUGCUAUAAAGUCCAAUGUGAAUGGAUUAAGAAAUGAAAUGAACUGUGAAACACCAAGAAAAAUCUUUCAGCGAAUGAAAGAAAAAGUACAGCAUGGCAAACAAGAACAGGCAUCAAGGAGCAGUAGCAUGCUGGGAUCACCAAAAUGCAAACAUAAUCAAGUCCUCACUUCUAACAGAGAUGAGAAAAUUCAGUUGCAACAAACCUACCUCUGUGAAGAAAAAAAAGAACCAUUCCAAUCCGAGCUUCCAGUUUUGAACCAAGAACAAGAAAAUGUUACAGCUUCAAGCAUCUCAAGCAAGACAUUAACCAGAGCUCAGUUUGCUAAACAACUUCUUCAUUCAAAGGAGAACACUGUUAAAACCACUGUGUCCAAAAAAGACACAUUUGUUUUGGAAGACAUUGAUUCUACUUAUGAAAAGUUUGAAAAUACUCAUAUUAAGACUGUUAGUAUUCGUUGUGUUCCUAUUAAGAAUCAUAGUCAGUUGAUAACUUCUGACAAUGACAUGUCAACAGAAGGAACUACAAAAGAGGAUAUUUUAGAAAAAAAUAAAAAUACAGGUUUGAGAAGGACUAUUCAUCAAAAUUCCAUAAAAGAUACCUUUGAAAUUAUACCUGCAAGUCCAAUACUUAAACGAACAGUAUCUCGCCAGUCUCAAAGGCAGGUCUCAAAGCUUGCAAGGAUUGUUAAACAAUACCAGGCAGUCCAGCUACAGGAAUGGAUGAUUAAAGUCAUCAAUAAUAAUACAGCUAUAUGCGUAGAAGGAAAACUGGUAGAUAUGACUGAUGUUUAUUGGCAUAGUAAUGUAAUUGUAGAGCGGAUUAGACACAAUGAACUUAGGACAUUAUCGGGCAACAUUUAUAUAUUAAAAGGAUUGAUAGACCAGAUUUCCAUGAAAGAAGCAGGGUAUCCCUGUUAUCUCAUAAGAAAAUUUAUGUUUGGAUUCCCCCGAAAUUGGAAGGAACACAUUGAUCAUUUUCUAGAACAAUUAAGGGCUGGAGAAAAGAACAGGAAUGAGACCAGUCAGAAAACUGCAAGACUUCAUGAAAAACAAAAAUCAAUGAAUAAUGAUGCAAAAGAUAAACAGACAGAUGUCCUCCAGAAGGCCAACAUCACUUAUGACCUUACUAAUGAUAACUUGGAAAUGAAGAAAAAUAAGCACGAUGGGUUGCCAGGAGCUGCGGAAAUAAACAUUGGAUAUAAUAAUUGUAGAAAUAAGCCACAGUUAAGGCUCUUAAAUAACCAAGAAUUAACUGAAAAAGAAGAUUGCAGAAAAUGUCCUUCAAAAAACUUUGAUAAUUCUGAAGAAAUAAAUGAAGAGAAAAUUCGAAGUCAGAAGCAAGAGAUUUUGGUUUUGGUUUGGUUUUGUUCAAUGAAAAAAGAGAGUACUGAAGUAUUAAGUGUACCCGUUGAUGCCCUGAAAUCACCAGAACCGACUGCCUCUGACAAAGACAGAAAAUACCUGCAUCAGAAUCAGAAGGAAGUGUAUGUUUUAGUAACACCACUUAAAACUAGACAGGUGAUAGAGCAAAGAUGUAUGGAGCACAAUCUCUGUAUCAAAGGAGUACCAGAUGUUUUCAAAUCAAAGCCUGAAGAAGACAGUGAGUCAGAUGUGCAUGUAAGUUCUACCCAUAAGUCCUCAGAGACCUUUGAAUACAAUGUGAGUUAUAAAAGUUACCCCAAAGAAGAUUGCAGUGAAUGUGAUAUACUGACUGUCAGACAGAAAAUUCAGAUACCUUGCUCUAAAAAUAAGCAAAUGGUCACCAGUGAUUUUAAGAAGAAUUAUAAGUUGCCCUCGAAAUUGAAAACCAAAAGUCAAGCAGCCGGAUCAUCUUAUAGCCAGUGCUCAUCACUUUUGUCAUGUAAUGAGAAUGAAAUAGAGAUCAGAAGUAAAACCAGAGCAAAAAACACCAAAGAAAGGCUGACUGACGAGAGAAAGAACAUAUGCAAUGUCACAAAAGAUAUGCUACUGGUUUCAUACUCUAAAGGUGACACUGGUUCUCAUAUUGAAUCCAAGAAACCUAGUUCUUCUGCUAAAGAAACUCUUCCAAAAUCUGGUGUUAGCAAGGACUUUCCAGUUGAAGUUAAGGGAUCUGAUACAAGGAACGAGCGUCUGUUAGGCCACUAUCUACCUGGUUUAAUUGAUGAUGAGGAAUGGAAUGAACAAGAAUUGCAGAGGCUUCAUCGUGCUUUUACGUCUCUUCCAAAGCACAAGCCUGGUUUUUGGUCAGAUGUAGCUAUGGCAGUAGGUUCUCGAACUGCUGAGGAAUGCCAGAGGAAAUACAUAGAAGAACCCCAAGGCAAAAGAUCCCAAAAACAUGUCUCAAAGAAAAAGCAAGCCAAUUUCAAGGUCCAAAAUGGUGAGAAAGACAGUGCUGAUGAGAAAAAGACUAUUAAGAUCACUGCUAGAGUGGGAACUCUUAAAAGGAAACGACAAGUGAGGGAUUGUCUGGAGCAGUUGCCAAAAGAUAACCAUGAUGAUUUUUUCACUGCAACACCCUUGCAGAAACAAAGAAUACUGUUGCCGAGCUUUCAAUACAGUCAAGAUGAUGAUUUUCUGCUAGAUAUGGACAGGAAUCCAGUAUCUCCAUUAUCAAUUACUUUGCCAUUGACAGACACUCCACAGUGUCAGCAUGUCAGUCCUGGUAUGCUAGCCUCUGUAAAAAGUGAUGAUUAUGAUAAAUAUGUUUUCCAUAUGCAAAAAAAUGCUAAAAAAUUUGGCAGGCGUAAAGGAGGCCUUGCCUGGGGCAACAUUAGGAAAAAAACAGUUGAAAAUGAUUUGUCAUCUCCAACACCAAUACGAAAAGCCCUGUUUAACAAAGAUUUAGGUGAUAACACUGCUAUUUCAAAGUAUUUCGUUGAUGCCAUAGAAUCAGAUGAAGAAGAGAAAGAUUAUUACUUUUCAAAUUCUGAUUGAUAGUAGGACUUUUACCAUCAAGCAGAGCAUACUUGUAUUGUCAUUUGAAGAAUGGGUAUUGUCCUUGUAAUAAGGGAAUGCAGAUUUGUUUCCCAAAGAUGUCUUAUAUUUGUGUGCAAGGUUAACAUCCUAUAGAAUAUUCCUUAGUGUUGCAAUAAAACACAAGUAAAACUUCUUUGCCUAUGUAUGUAUUUAUUUUAUUUUUGUAAUAGGAAAGUAUGUAAAGCUUAAGUUUCUUGAACACCCAAGUCUGUGUACUUUAGUAAUCAUGUCUCAAAUAGGUUUUUAAAUACCUUUUUAAAAACAUAGAAGUCAGGAGAGAGGGGGCUGGAGUUAAAGAGCUUGGAUUGGUGGAUACUUGAAUGAAAACUUGUAGUAUCUUGCCACCUGGUAUAAGCCAGAGUUCGUUGACUAUUUAAAUUAUGUUAUUCAAAUUGUUUUUUUUUUAUGUUCUAUAUGUUUUCUUCUAAUAGUUUUUCUUAAAAUUUACCAUAAGUUGGUCUGUUUGUGAAACCUCUAUCUCUAAUUCAUUACUCUUUAUUACUUUGUGAAGGGUACCAGAGGACAGCUUCUGUUGUAUUCUUGAGCCGUGUCAUGUAUAGUUGAUAGAUCCACCGUUAUAAGGAAUUACUAGGUCAUAAUAACCAGGUUUUCCCUUUCCAAUAGCGCCUUUAGAAGCUUGAAAUAAGUUAUUUGUCCUCAGGUUACACUAUAUAUUCAUUUAUCCUUUGUGCUCAGACUGUUCAAAUAAAAUGUUAAAUUUGUGUAGUA
Cricetulus griseus (Chinese hamster) is the source of this 4207-nucleotide messenger RNA. The record is from RefSeq and is a predicted model, not a curated record. Lineage: Eukaryota; Metazoa; Chordata; Mammalia; Rodentia; Cricetidae.